Molecule: messenger RNA, 1444 nt
Organism: Rhopalosiphum padi (bird cherry-oat aphid)
Lineage: Eukaryota; Metazoa; Arthropoda; Insecta; Hemiptera; Aphididae
Exons: 7
Coding region: 87-1358 (423 amino acids)
Biological process (GO): sensory perception of smell; detection of chemical stimulus involved in sensory perception of smell
Cellular component (GO): plasma membrane
Molecular function (GO): olfactory receptor activity; odorant binding
Source: RefSeq, a predicted model, not a curated record
UUAUUGUGUGUUAAAGACUAUAGACUAAAGUAAAGUGUAUUGCAGUAAAUUAUAUAAUAGACCGUUUCCGGAACUUAUAAAUAAUAAUGACGACGGCAUCGGAAGACCUAACCAUCGUGGACAAGCGGCUAUUCAAAGCGAUCGGUCUAUUUCAAAUACUCAAUCCCACCCCCGGGGCCAACAGGUGCUACAGGAUAGCGUACAUGACUUCCAUGAUUAUGUCAUUCGUUGUGCAGAUCACACAGUUGAUCGGCCUGUACUUCGCGGUUAACGACUUGCAGAGGUUCGCGUUCACAACAACCGUGAUAUCCAACGGCUUUCUAUCCCUGUCCAAGGGAUUCGUAUUGGUGACAAACGCGGACAGGCUGUGCGCCGGCCUGGAAUUGGCCCGGUACGAGUUCACGUCCUGUGGGUCCCGAGACCAGCGCACGGCGCGCGGGUCCCGAGCGGUGUUGUCCUCGAUACUUCGCAUGUUUCUCGUGCUCAGCUCCGUCACCGGCUUUGUCUGGGCGUUGACGCCACUGUCCUUGAUGGGCGACUACUUGCCGGUGACCAAUAUGGACGGUACCAUAUCCCGUUACCGGGUUACCAUCUACAACAUCUGGUUACCGAUCCCGGAAACCGUGUACAACGCGCCGAUGGUCUGGGCGCUCAUCUACGCCGUCGAAGUGGUCGUGUGUUUCUAUAACGUGUAUAGUUGGAUGCUGUUCGAAAGCUACGUGAUGACAAUGUGUUUCACGUUAAACGCACAGUUCCGCAUAUUGUCGGACAGUUUUGCCGCCAUUGGCCAUCGCGACCAGUCACCGCCGCCACCGCACGCCACGGAUAAUCAUAUGAUACAAGAUCAUUAUAAUAAUAAAUUGCAUUGUUAUAAUAUUGAAUUAAUCAACCACAUACAAGAUAAUCAAAAAAUAAUAAAGAAGUAUGAUGAUUUUUUAGAAGUAAUUAAGCCUGCGGUACUAUUACAAAUAGUCAGUGGUUCAUAUUCAGUAAUAACAUUAAUAUUUCUCACUUCACUGACGUAUCUUAUGGGUGUUCCAAUUAUAUCUGGACCUGUUUUAAAAUCAUUCUUUGGUUUUUUGUUAGUUACUUCUCAACUAUUCAUGUAUUGCUAUGUAUUCAAUCAUAUAGAAACAGAGAAAUCUGCCGUGAAUUUUGGAUUGUACAGUAGUAAUUGGACUGCAUUGGAUUUAAAAUUUAAAAAGACGUUGUUAUUGGCCAUGAACAUGAAUUCGGCUCACAGGCGAGUGAUGAAAGUGUCACCAACGUCUAUCAUAAAUCUAGAAAUGUUUGCCAAUGUGAUGAACAUGUCAUACUCCAUAGUGUCUGUUCUACUAAAUUCUAGAACCGGAAAAUGAAUCGUAUCAGCUUAUGAAUUCAACUAUACACGAUAGGAAGGGAGUAAAAUAUUUCAUAAUUAUUUAAUUCACAUAAUAAUUUUCAA